Molecule: messenger RNA, 1834 nt
Organism: Eurytemora carolleeae
Lineage: Eukaryota; Metazoa; Arthropoda; Copepoda; Calanoida; Temoridae
Exons: 16
Coding region: 25-1620 (531 amino acids)
Source: RefSeq, a predicted model, not a curated record
AAUAUUUCUUAUAAAUGCGCAAACAUGGCGUUCAGCUCGAGAGUGUUGUUUUCUUCUUUGUGUUUAUUUAAUUGCAUUUCAUUAUGUCUUGGACUAAAUUACGGCAACAUAGUUUGCAAUCGCGAUCUCCUUCGAUGGAACUAUAAAGAAAUCAUAAAAAGUAGUAUGUAUUCAGGUUACGACGAGAACAAUAUGUUUGUUAUUGACUGGGCAGCAAUGUUUGAUGAUGAAAACCAAGAUAUUUCUAAGAGAACGCCCCGGACAGGCGGUCCUCGACUUCAACCUGUACCACGCUACCUGAUUUCAAAGAACCAAUCAAAAAUAAGAACAUGUUUAAUCUUAAACAAAAACUCUCACAACGAGUCCCUAAAACAAGCGUUUCAACCCUUACCUCAUAUGGGCUGGUGUGUGGAUUCUAUUCAAGUUGUAUACGGGAUAAACGAUCAAACUUUAAAGGAAAUGGACAUUUAUAAAUGUUGUGAGAUGAUUAAACGGAUGGAACCUCCAUACCAGAGAAAUAAACGUCCAGAAGAUAAAAUGUGCGAUUGUCCAAGACUAGGAUAUGCUUAUAAGAAGGCUAACUACACAGUCAAAUGGAGUGGCCUGGAACCAAUUCGGCUUCCUAUCUGCUCUGAUGAAAGUAAUGUGAUCAUAACCUUCUUCUAUAAUUACUGGUGGGAGUUCAGCUCUUAUACUAAUUAUAGAUUUGUAUUUAAUGAAACAAGAUCUAUAGACAAAUGUGAUUCGUAUGCUGAAGCCAUUCCAGAAAAGAGGAUCGAAAAUUGUAUUUAUAAAACGAAAGACAACUUUGCAGAUGAAAUUAUAAAGAAUUCAGUCCUAUAUUUAGAAUAUCUGGAUGAGAAAAGACCAUGGAUGAUAACAAUGGACUGGACCAAAGCAUUUCCAAUUGAUAGAGAUUCUGGGAUAUCGUAUGCUAGAUGUUUCCUGGAUAUAUUUAUCCAGUAUGGACCAAUACAGGCAUCAGAUCUAGACUCUAUAAAAGAUUGUUGUCCUGAGGACCGUGGUCGUGAAUACGAAUAUAAUAAAGGAUAUCCGUAUCUAAGCACUCCAAUACCACCAGAUACAGACAGAGGAGCUCUAUUUGAGAAUGAUAAAACUAGAUGUUCCUGUGAUAAUAAAGGAAUUUAUCUCAAGACAGAAAGACUUCAUGCUAAUAUUGACAGAGACAAGAAGUUCAUGUUUGAGUUGUGUGGAGAUGCCCCUGUUGUGAUUAUAUCCUUCUACUAUGGAUAUAUUAGUGAAUAUGGUUUAAUAAAUAAACGUAUAAUCUUCCCACAACGAGACUGUCCUAUCACUACAACAACAACAACUACAACAACAACAAUUAAACCUCCUAGACCAUCUACCGUAACACCAGCAACAGCCAGACCUCAGGUCAAGGAUGAGAAUGGAAAUGCUGUUGUUAUCCCCUGGGCAAAAACAGCUGUGUUCCCUGAUCCUGUAAGCUUGUUGAACAGAAACUUGAAUAAGGUUGUUGGUAUUAGUGUAGGAGCAGUUAUUCUUCUUAUUACUGCAUUCUUUGCUUACUACUUGUACCGUAAAGGAUGUUAUGAGCACAGUUUACCUCCUGAUGAAGAUGUAGAAUAUAAGGGUAAAUAGGAGUUAUUAUGCUGUGAGAAGUAUCCAUGUUACAGUCUGAUUCAAAUCGUGAAAAUAUCUUUUUUUGUGAUUGUAAAAUGUAAUUUGAUUUGUCAUGCAUCUUUAAUAAAUAUGUUGGACACAGGAAUGGUAAUUUUGCCAUUUCUGGGAGUUUCUUUUAAAAUGUUGUCAACUUGGGAAAAUAAAAAUAAUAAUAAACAAAACUCAUUAAAAA